Molecule: messenger RNA, 4255 nt
Organism: Nyctereutes procyonoides (raccoon dog)
Lineage: Eukaryota; Metazoa; Chordata; Mammalia; Carnivora; Canidae
Gene: GPR17
Product: G protein-coupled receptor 17
Exons: 2
Coding region: 479-1498 (339 amino acids)
Biological process (GO): phospholipase C-activating G protein-coupled receptor signaling pathway; positive regulation of Rho protein signal transduction
Cellular component (GO): membrane
Molecular function (GO): G protein-coupled receptor activity
Source: RefSeq, a predicted model, not a curated record
CAGCCCGCGCCCACUCCACGUCUUCGAGCAGUCACACACCAGACUUCUGUGAUGCUUGGUGGCCAGGCUGGGGGGUGGGGGUGGGGGGCCCUGGGCCUAGGACACACUGGAAUAUUCACAACCCAGUGGCGGCAGAGGCAGCCGUAGGAGUGGCCCACCACACAAGGAACCUCUCGGAAUGAAGCAGCCUUUCAGGGCCAGAGGGGCUGCAGUCUCCCCUCUCUCCUUAAAUAGCCAGCCUUCCAGCGGCACGGAGCCCACCGCCAGCGCCACCACCCACUGACCACAGCCCACCUGCCGCCCCGCAGUCCUCCUGCCCUUGUGCCUGCACCCAGCUGUGAGAGGUGAACACAGGAGCUGCCUUCAGUAGUCCCCAAGGUGAUGCUGAGCUAAGAAGCUUCUCGGGUUCCAUCCAGCUCUGGAACCCAUCUGCUUGUUUCCUCCAGGCUCGUCCCCCAGCUCUGCUUCCGGCUGAAGCAUGAAUGGCAUAGAGGUGGCUUCCUCGGGUCUGACUGCUAACUCCUCCCUGGCCACCGCACAGCAAUGCGGCCAGGAGACGCCACUGGAGAACAUCCUCUUUGCCUCCUUCUACCUCCUGGACUUCAUCCUGGCUUUUGUUGGCAAUGCCCUGGCCCUGUGGCUUUUCAUCCGGGACCACAAGUCAGGCACCCCUGCCAACGUAUUCUUGAUGCACCUGGCUGUGGCCGACCUGUCCUGCGUGCUGGUCCUGCCCACCCGCCUCGUCUACCACUUCUCUGGGAACCACUGGCCGUUUGGGGAAAUCCCGUGCCGACUCACCGGCUUCCUCUUCUACCUCAACAUGUAUGCCAGCAUCUACUUCCUCACUUGCAUCAGCGCUGACCGCUUCCUGGCCAUCGUGCACCCUGUCAAGUCCCUCAAGCUCCGCAGGCCCCUCUACGCACACCUGGCCUGUGCCUUCCUCUGGGUGGUGGUGGCCGUGGCCAUGGCCCCACUGCUGGUGAGCCCACAGACGGUGCAGACAAACCACACGGUCAUCUGCCUGCAGCUGUACCGGGAGAAGGCCUCCCACCACGCCCUUGUGUCCCUGGCCGUGGCCUUCACCUUCCCGUUCGUCACCACCGUCACCUGUUACUUGCUGAUCAUCCGCAGCCUGCGGCAGGGCCCCCGUGUGGAAAAGCGCCUCAAGAACAAGGCGGUCCGCAUGAUCGCCGUGGUGCUCACCAUCUUCCUGGUGUGCUUCGUACCCUACCACGUCCACCGCGCUGUCUACGUGCUGCACUACCACGGCGGCGGCACCUCGUGCGCCACCCAGCGCAUCCUGGCCCUGGGAAACCGCAUCACCUCCUGCCUCACCAGCCUCAACGGGGCGCUGGACCCAGUCAUGUACUUCUUUGUGGCCGAGAAGUUCCGCGACGCCCUGUGCAACCUGAUCUGUGGCAAAAGGCUCUCAGGUCCACCCCCCAGCUUUGAAGGGAAAACCAACGAGAGCUCGCUGAGCGCCAGGUCGGAGCUGUGAGCCCCAGGACGGGACGACAGGAGGGGACCGACGCCAGCCUUGGGCCCACCCCCGCCGCACUGCCACAGACUGUCCUCAGAGGGACUCCUCCGCCGGGGCACCUGCGACCCAGACUGGUGGAGUGUGCCUUCUUCCCGGCACGUCCCUGUCGCCCUCUCCAAGGACAGAACUCAGUACCCAGCAACCGGCUCCGGCUCCGUCUGCUCUGAUGCGCAAGUCCCUAAAACCGGACCCCCCUUGAUGGGCCCAAUCAGCCACCCCGUCUGCAGAGACUUUGCUGGCACUGCUCACUCGCACUUACUAGAUAUUCAGUGACUUCAUCGCGUGGGGGUGGGAGGGGAGGAGGCCGGGGAACAGCUCCUGAACAAUGAGCAUCUUUCUUUCCCAAGGGCUGCUUGCUAGACUCCCAAUGUCCUUCCUGCCACAAAGAACACACAGCAGCAAAGCUCUGCAGAAAGAACCCCAGGAGGCAGCUGCGAAUGACUCAAGAGAAGGCGGAGCAGGAAUCUUGGUGGAGGGGUAAGGACUUUGAGUUCCCUGGGUGGCGCCUUUGCCAGACACCCCCUAAGUUUAGGGGUCAUGGACUCUAACUCCUAGCUGAGUAUUGUAAGCACCUGGCCACCAGGUGACAUCCAACAAUGCGGUCUCUGGGCACGUCACCCUGGUUCUGGGUUCCGGAUCCCUCCCGCGGUGAGCCCACACGGGCCUGCAUGUAGCCCGACAAUCUCUGGAGCUGCCUAAUCCCUGCUGAUUUGGUGGUGCACACAGCACGGUGGACAGAUAUGGGGAGCCAGGCUCCAUCACUGCCUCAGAACACCUCCAGCAGGGAGUCAUGCCUGGCAUGUGACCCUGUCUCCCACUAGCCCAGGCCAGCAGGGGCAUCCUGAGCCCUGCCCCCUCUCAGGAGGCUUGACCAGCCACAGGGGGCCAACCUUUGAGCUGUUCUACUCCCUGGCAUGGCACCUACCACCCUGGCAGGUCCCUUUUGGCACUUGAUCAUACUGAUCAUAACCAUAACUGUACUGUGAUGCUGAAGGUUUUCGUGAGUGGGUAACAUAACCACCUUCCCAGACCUCCUCCCCUGCACCCAAGAAUGGCAAAGCAGAAGUGAAGACAGGAGAAGCCAGGCAGCACAGGCUUUUGCCUCUGGUUCUGACGGCCCCCCAUGCAGGCUGGCCCCACGUGGACACUAAGUCCUGUAUCACAGGCCUCAGAGGGCUGGCCCAGGCCAGGGGGUCUGAGCAGGGCCGCACUUUCAUUACUUUACUUCUCAAGUGCUUCCAGCCGCUCCCAGGACAGAGGGCUCAGUGUGAGCUGUAGCUCAGAAGGAGAGAGGGCUUGCUCGGGCCCACACCCUGCAGGUGACCUCCAAUUGGCACGGGACUCCUGUGACACCAUCUGCCCCCCCAGCCCGCCCGUAGACAAUGAUACAGGCACCUCCUGCCCAGUCACCUGCAGAUACCCAGAGCAACAGCAGUCAACAUGGAGCAGGCAGGUGGGUGAGAUCGCUAUAGGCAGUGGUCAGAGCACGGGAUACAGUGGCAGAGAACAGAGGGGUGAAAAGGUAGGAGAGGCCGGGGAGUCAGACAGACGGGUAGGGUGGGUGGUGAUCUUCAUCAGCACAGGGAGACUGGUAGUCAGCAGAAGAGAAACCAGUUUGUUUGGGGCCUGUUGUUGCCUUGGGAUGCCCAGUGGACACCAAGCAGACAUGGUACACAGGCAGCUGAAGACCCCAGGGAGAGGUAUACAUGGGGUGGAGGCAUGUCCACCCCAUCCGGAUUGUCCAGCACAUGCCUGCCAGCCAGGGCUCUGGGACUUCGGACAGACAUGAGGGCCAUGUACUGAACCCCAAAUCAGAGAGAAGAGGGCCCAGCACAGCCACGAGGCAGGAGGAAACCACGAGAACACAGGGUCCUGGGCACCGGGGCAGGAGGCACUCCAGCCAGAAGUGAGAGCUGCCGUGAAGCCUGCUGAGAGGUCAAGAGAGGACCAGCAGGCCCCUGCGGGUCUGGAGGGCAAGAGGAAUGACCAGCCUGGCAGUGGGGAGGAUGUGAGAGGAGGGUGCUGGAACAAGCUGCAGAGAACCACAGUGGGAGGGAGCACAGCUCUGGGAGAAAGAGGCAGACUGAAGCAGAGAGCCCUGCCAGAGAGGAGGGUGGGGAGCCACGGGACGUUGGGAGGAGCAGGACAGGGCCUCCAUGAUGCACUGUGACUGAGGCAGGGGCAGUGCCAGUGCAGGGAGCAGGGAAAGUCAUUGUGGGGGGAGGCCCUUGCUCUGGGAGGGUAGGAGGUAUAGAGAUGGUACUGGGAGAUAAGAGCCAGUCUUCCUAGAAGCCAGGAAAUUAGCCUACCAAGGAAACUGACCAUGAGGUGCCCUGAAUUGAAGAGUCAACUUGGGCCCCCUGGUUCAAUCAUUUCAGCGAGAUUUAGCCCUGGGCACGCGGAAGGAGGUGGGUAGUGGGGUCAGUGGCGUGUGGUGGCCAGGCAGCAGUGAUGAUCCACCCACUGCAUCUCAUGGCUCCUGCUCCGGCCACCUUCCUCCUGGCUGCCUGUUGUCCAUCUGCUCCUGGGAGCACCCUCAGGCCUGAGGCAGGUGCUGACUGGUCACCUCCUGCUCUCUCCAGCCCUGGCUCUCACCUGUAAAGCAGGGGUCUCCUCUGCUUUGCAGGGACCCAGCAUGUGGCACAUACCACAUGGGCCUGGUGCUCACUGAGCAGUGCCUGGGUGAGGACCCUCCUCCCACCCAGAACCUGCCCA